UUUAUUUCUAAAUGGCAAGUUAAGCGUAUAAUGAUGACUUGUGUACCCCGCUCUCAAUGAUUUCAAAGUAAUACAAAAUUUUGAAGUGGUAAAAUUGGUGCAUGGAAACAGCCAAGCCAUCCACGGGGCCGGAAAAUUGGAGAGUAAAGGAUUGGGUGGGUUAGUAGCAGAAUCUAGGGUAGCUGUGUUGCAAAGAAAAAGAAAAAAUGUGGGUUCAGCACAAGUUAUUCCUAUCAACUGUGACUGAGAUUUGCACUUUUCUUGUCACUUGGUUGAUUCUUUGGCAAUUUAUUAUUAUUUUUUUUUGCCGUUUUAACUGUCCUCAGUUAAAUUCUUUUCCCUCGCGUUUGUAUAUGCUUAUUCUUUAGGCAUCUUAUCGUCUUCCUCUUUUAAGGCAUUUUAUAUAUUGGUGACAGCAACCAUACGACAGUAUUGCAUUUGUUGGCACAUUGUAUGAAAUUAAGAUAUGUCAGCAGAAGCAGAGUCCAAUUCUCUCGAGUUUACACCAACCUGGGUGGUAGCUGCUGUCUGUUUCAUCAUUGUUCUCAUAUCUAUUAUCGCUGAACGAGGUCUUCAUCGCCUCGGGAAGUAUUUGAAGCAUAAGAAACAAGAUGCACUAUUUGAAGCAUUACAAAAAUUGAAAGAAGAGCUGAUGCUAUUAGGAUUCAUUUCCCUUCUAUUAACUGUCUUUCAAGGUCUAGUAAGUGAAAUUUGCAUCCCGGCUUACUUAGCAACUACUCUGCUUCCAUGCGAGAGGCAUAGUGAAGAGAAAACUCAUGAAGAAUAUACUUCUCAAGCUAUAAACAAUAGACGGCGCUUGAUCUCCACAGAUAACAGCUCAGACCAUUGUUCGCGUGAGGGGAAGGUCCCCUUAUUGUCACUGGAAGCAUUACAUCAUCUGCACAUUUUCAUCUUUGUAUUGGCAGUUGUUCACGUGAUAUUCUGCGUCAUUACGAUGGUUCUUGGAGGAGCAAGGAUACGACAAUGGAAGCAGUGGGAAGAAUCGAUUUUGAAACAUAGAAAUGAGGAUACCGAUCAUCAUCAUACAUUUUUUGCACGACAUGCACAAGGAUAUUGGAGAAGGGCAGCUGUUGUGAGCUGGAUUGUAAGUCUUGUAGUUAUUUAUACUAUUCUGGUGAAUGUAAAUGAGUUAAAUUUUGCUGUCUUCAAGAUGUCAUUCUUCAAACAGUUUUAUGAUUCUGUUACCAAGUCAGACUACUUAGCACUUCGAGAAGGGUUUAUCAGAGGUGUUACCGAUUACCUCUUCACCCCACAGACUCAAGGUCAUAGAAACUUUGAUUUUCACGGGUACAUGAUUCGGACACUUGAAGUGGACUUCAAAAAGAUUGUUGGCAUAAGCUGGUACCUGUGGCUAUUUGUGGUGGUGUUUUUGCUAUUGAACGUGGAAGGGUGGCAUACGUAUUUUUGGUUAUCGUUUCUCCCUGUCAUUCUUUUACUUCUCGUGGGAACCAAGUUAGAGCACAUUAUCACUCGCUUAGCGCAAGAGGUGGAUGUGAGUGAAGCAACACAAGUUAAACCUUCCGACACACAUUUUUGGUUCGAAAAGCCUGGAAUCGUUCUUCACUUGAUUCAUUUUAUUCUCUUUCAAAAUGCAUUUGAGCUUGCAUUUUUCUUCUGGAUAUUGUGUACAUAUGGAUUCCAUUCAUGCAUCAUGGAAAGAAUGAGCUAUAUCAUCCCUAGACUUAUAAUGGGUGUAAUGGUUCAAGUUCUAUGCAGUUACAGCACCUUGCCUUUGUAUGCUUUGGUAACACUGAUGGGUAGUCAAUUGAAGGAAGGACUGUUUAAGGAGUUUGUGCGAUCGUCAUUGGACAAGUGGUUCACCGAUCGAAAAGGUGAAGCAAGCAAGCAUGAGUCCACAAGUACCACACAGAUGGAUAGAAUGGUGAAAGAAUCUUAUCAAAGCAUGCCAACCGGACUGAGUAUCGCGGGAGAAACUACACUAUCGAUAACAGUGCAGUAUAGUGGACCAAACCCAUGAACCGUCAACUUCUUGUGUUACUCUCACCAACUAGUGAAAUUAUUAAUCAUUAAGCUUUAUGUUUCAAGUUUCUACGAAUCUUUAUACCUUGACCUACCUCAAAUUAAGCUAGGUUUACUUAAAAUAUUAAA
This is a messenger RNA of Gossypium arboreum, 2130 nucleotides long. RefSeq names its product MLO-like protein 13. The record is from RefSeq and is a predicted model, not a curated record. Gene Ontology annotation, biological process: defense response. Gene Ontology annotation, cellular component: membrane. NCBI's taxonomy places the organism in Eukaryota, Viridiplantae, Streptophyta, Magnoliopsida, Malvales, Malvaceae. The coding region runs from base 467 to 1999 and encodes 510 amino acids. The transcript is spliced from 14 exons.